UCUGGUCUAUCUUGGGUUAGUUCUAAAAAUAUUUGAUCAAACCGUCUCAGUUGUCGGUGAGGCCGGCUGGGCGGAUCCCACGGUAUUGAAAGAGAAAAUAUAGCAACACGAUAAAAACACCUUGGAUAUUCAAUUUCUCUGGUGAACAAGCUUUCUUGUGGAUACAUAGAGCAUAAAGAUGCCCGCAGCGAUGAACGGCAACAGGACAGUGCAGUCGGCCAGCKCGGACGUGGGAUCCACUCCUGGACAGAUCACCCUGGGUGGAGGGCAGUCCUCUGGGGCCCAGACGGAGGCCAUGAAGCAGGUCCUUGGCGUCAUCGAUAAGAAGGUCCGCAACAUGGAGAAGAAAAAGGGCAAGCUGGACGAUUAUCAAGCCAAGAAAAAUAAAGGGGAUCGUCUCAACCAGGACCAGUUGGAUGCCCUGACCAAGUAUCAGGAAGUGACUAAUAAUCUGGAGUUUGCCAGAGAGCUUCAGAAGAGCUUCCUCGCACUGGGGCAAGACAUCCAGAAGGCAGUGAAGAAGGCAGUGCGGCGGGAGCAGCUCCAGAGAGAGGAGGCUGAGCAGAAGAGACUGAAGACUGUGCUGGAGCUACAGUUCCUCCUGGACAGGCUGGGAGAGGACAGUGUAAGGCAGGAGCUGAGACAGGGGACCACCGGGGGAGGCACACCCUCACUCCUCACAGACUCAGAGCUCACCACCCUGGAUGAGCUUUACAAACUAGUGGGGCCAGAACGAGACCAAAACACCAGGUUGUCUGACCAGUACGAAGAGGCUUCUCAACACCUCAUGGAUCUGUUGGAGGGGAAGAACAAGGCUGUAGCAGGAACAACAUACAAAGCUCUGAAGGACAGCCUGGACCGGGUGCUGCUAAGCGGGUACUUUGACAAAGCCCAGUCCCACCAGAAUGGAGUGUGUGAGGAGGAGGAGGAUGAGGAGCAGCAGUUGGAGGCAGUAGUGGAGUCGGCAGAGGAGCAGACCAUCGACCAAGAGGGUGAAAUAGUUGAAGAGUACAUAGAGCCCAUUAAGGUGGAGGCUACAGAGUUCGUAAACAGACAGUUCAUUCCAGACACCACGUACAGCAGCAGUGACAAGGAGCAAGGAGACAAGUGGACGACAGAAACAGAGCCUCUGGCCUUGCCUCUUGAUCUUCCCCCUCAGGUGGUGAGUGUCGUCCAGCAACAGCCUGUACAGUCAGCCCUUCCCCCCAAUGACUUGGAGACCCACUCCCUGAACGUGGCCACACCCACAGUCACACCCCCGGUAGUCAGGAAGCAGGCAGUCCAGGACCUCUUGUCACAGAUGCAGGGGCCUUACAACUUCAUGCAGGACUCUAUGCUGGAGUUUGAUGGCCAGCUCAUUGACCCAGCCAUCGUGUCAGCCCAGCCCAUGAAGCCUGCAGCUCAGAACAUAGACCUUCCUCAGUUGGGCUGUCCCCCAGUCCAUCUAAAAUCACGCCUCUCACCACACAACACCGUCCCGGUACAGCCUGAGCCCAUGCAGGUUCCCACGGUGUCCCCCACGCCUGAGUCGUACGCCACGCCGUGCCCCAUGUACCAGUCAUCACACACGCCAGAACCGCGCCCGCAUGCGGACUCCAUCGACACCAUCCAGGCGUCCAUGUCCCUGUCGUCAGAGCAGCAGCAGGUCUUCCAGUCUGUCAACGUCUCCAAACCCCCACACAUCUCCGGCAUCAAUGUCAAUGCAGCUCCAUUCCAGUCCAUGCAGACAGUGUUCAACCUCAAUGCCCCUGUCCCGCCGGCCAAUGAGGCGGAAGCCUUGACCCAGGCCAGCCAAUACCAGAACAGCUACAGCCAGCAGGGGUUCAGCAGCCAAUCACAGCWGCUCCCUGUGGAGCAGACAGAGAUGCAGACGGAGCAGCUGCAGUCUGUGGUUGGUGCCUUCCACUCCCAGGACCCAUCCCUGCCCAGCCAGGCCCUGCCCCAGGGGCAGCAGCCGGGUCAGCAGGGUCCAGGGUUCAUCCCCGCGGCUGGUCGCCAGGCCCAGUCCUUCUACAACAGCAGAGGCAUGACCCGCGGAGGCCCCCGUAACGCCCGCGGCAUGGUCAACGGAUACAGGGGCCCCUCCAACGGAUUCAGAGGUGGAUAUGACGGUUACCGGCCUCCCUUCACCAACACUCCAAACUCUGGAUAUCAACAGGCUCAGUUCAACACCCCUCGGGACUACUCCAAUGGUGGCAACUACCAGCGGGGGGAUGGUUAUAAUCAGAACUACAAGCGUGGAGCAGGCCAGGGAUCCAGAGGGAUGUCUCGAGGAGGCAAUGCCCAGGCCAUGAGGUCCUGAUCGGGCCUGUGUUUGACUGUCCCAAUUCACCCCUUCCCCUUGGCCCUAACAAUUCAAUGUUUGCAGAAACGUCUGGUACGUAUAACGGUGUAGUGGUGGACUUAUUUACUUGGUUAUAUUUUUCCUGGGUGGGGCAAAUUUGAAGGGUCAUGGCCAAGGUGGGGGGGUGGGGUAAGGAACGACUUGGACAGAUUUUGACUGACAACUUUCCACACCAUACGAAAACAUUCAAGAUAUKCAGAAUGCAUUUUGCCCCAUCACUUUUAUUUGUCCUUUUUUGUUUCUCACCAGUGGUAUUUUCUUCCUGGCUUUUGGAUCAAAGUAAUGCCUGCUUUGAUAUUGGAACAAAAUAUUAAUGUUUUAAAAUGAGACUGAGUACACAAGCCGAUCUGUAAAUCCUUAGUGUUACAAAUGGUUUUAAGCAAGCCUGUAAACUUGAAAGAUUUCGUUGAUUUUUUUUUUUAUCAAAUAAAACAUGCCACUGCUGGUCUGAGCCCCUGGGAGUGUUUCUUUCUCUUGCCCAGUCCCCCCCCUUUUUUUUGUUUUGUUCACAUAUCAUCUUUGUUCUAAAAAGCAUUUUUGUUAUGUUUUUAAAAGAAGCUCCCAAUUCCUCAGUUUGUAAAUUGAUGUUGCCUCAAGAGUUUCAAUAAAGAUGUUGCAUUACCCAUGA
Salvelinus sp. IW2-2015 is the source of this 2972-nucleotide messenger RNA. It is a transcript of the gene caprin1b, whose product is annotated as cell cycle associated protein 1b. The record is from RefSeq and is a predicted model, not a curated record. NCBI's taxonomy places the organism in Eukaryota, Metazoa, Chordata, Actinopteri, Salmoniformes, Salmonidae. Gene Ontology annotation, molecular function: RNA binding. Gene Ontology annotation, cellular component: cytoplasm.